GGCGGUGUCGGUUUACUAUCCGCCUAUGACGCUCUAUAUCGGGGGAAGCAGAGCGCGCUCCUCAUACCUCUGACUUUUAGGUAUCAGUCAGAAAGUUUUAAAGGUGCUCUAUAGUGCACUCUGGAUAACUGGGCUUUCUACUUGGGCUUGUGUAGCAUCUUCCGAAGCCUCCUGAACUCUCAUUUUAACCUGCCUUCUCAUGAAAACGAGUUAGUAAACAACUCUACAACAAUGGUGUCGCCAGGUUGCCAGGUUGUGUGAGGAUAACAGGUAACGUUAGCUAACUUGUUAAGAUCACAUUUUCUGGUGUGAAAACUAUGAAUGAAGUGAGCCGGCGUUCCCUCACAGCCGUUGAUGAGCUGACAGACGAAAGAAUUCACAGAAGAUAACAGAAACCAGCAGAGGUUGUGUUCACCUUUUGGAGACCAGUCGCUGCUAUCGUCAUGUCAGCAGACACGAACCCGGACCCUCCACGGUUUGUGAAUCCUCCGCCUCCCGAGGUGAGCGACCCCAGCAGGCCUGGUCGGAGGACAAACCAGCUGCAGUACAUGCAGAAUGUAGUGAUGAAAUCCCUGUGGCGGCACCAGUUCGCCUGGCCUUUUCACCACCCUGUUGAUGCGAUCGCUCUUGGAAUACCAGAUUAUCAUACGAUAAUAACGUCUCCCAUGGACUUGGGAACCAUCAAGAAACGACUGGAGAACAACUACUAUCUGAGUGCAGUUGAAUGCAUGCAAGACUUCAACACCAUGUUCACCAACUGCUACAUCUAUAACAAGCCUACAGAUGACAUAGUGCUGAUGGCCCUCGCCGUGGAAAAGGUGUUCUUGCAAAAAGUUGCCCAGAUGGACCAGAGGGAAGUGGAGGUUUCUCCUCACGCUGCCAAAGGGAGGGGCAGAAAAAGCAGCAAUCCAGGUGGACAGAAUGAAGCUGUGACAAUGUGUUCUUCAGCUGUGUCGCCCUCAUCUCCGCCAAGCCUCAGCUACACGGUCUCCAGCUCACCCCCGAUGCCCAAAGACCUCUCACACACCUCCACAAAAAAGAAAGGGCUGAAGCGGAAGGCAGACGGCGACACUGAUUUCUCCUCAGCAACCGUAAACAGCUUGAUUGAUUCAUCACGAAGCAAGAGGAGAUAUGACAGCGCGGGCCGAGCCAUCCAUCCCUCUAAGAAGAAGGACUUUGGAGAAAAGGAGUUGCCACAAGAAGAAUCCGAACAGCUCAAGUUUUGCCGCGAACUCCUGAAGGAAAUGAUGUCCAAGAAAUACCUCGCCUACGCCUGGCCUUUCUACAAGCCUGUCGACGCUGAAGCUCUGCAGCUACACGAUUACCACCAGAUCAUCAAAUACCCCAUGGAUCUCAGCGCUGUUAAAAAAAAGCUGGAGGGAGCACAGUACCAGGACGCACAAGGCUUCGCUGCAGACGUCCGGCUAAUCUUUUCCAAUUGCUACAAAUACAACCCUCCACAUCAUGAAGUUGUCUCCAAGGCCAUAAAACUUCAGGGUGUGUUCGAGAAGAGGUUCGCAAAGAUCCCAGACGAGCCGGUUGAGCUGCCUUCACCAGUGAGUGGCGCGUCUGCUAAGAGUGCAGGUUUUAGUGGGACAGACGCCAACAACUCCUCCAGCCUAGACAAAUCAGACUUGGCAGAGGAGGGUGCCGACCGACUUAGCGAGUUGCAAGAACAGGUGGGUGCCCGACAGCUUAAAGUCGUUCAUGAACAACUCUCUGCGUACUCUGAAGUCCCUGUGAUUAAACCAAAGAAGAAAAGAGAAAAGGACAAGAAAGAGGACAGCUGGCAACAUAAAGGCAGCUACAGGCAGUCGUGGAAGGAAAGCAAAGUCUGGGAUUCAGACGACGAAACUCUGCAGAUGACGUACGACGAGAAGCACCAGCUGAGCCUCGACAUUAACCGGCUACCUGGCUUGAAGCUGGGUCGCGUGGUGCACAUCAUUCAGAGACGGGAGCCCUCGAUGCGCGACGCCAAAGCGGACGAGAUCGAGAUCGACUUCGAGAUACUGAAGCCGUCCACUCUGCGUGAGCUGGAGCAAUACGUGAAGACUUGUCUGUAUAAGAAGUUCAAGAAAUUUCAAAAGAGAAGCAGUCGAGCUGCGCCUCAUCACGUCGGCUUCAGCAGCUCUUCAGAUUCUGCCACCAGCAGCUCCAUCGACUCCAGUACAGAAAACAGCGAUUCGUGACAGCUGUAAUGUUUGUAUUUAUUUCUUCUUUUAUGACCAAACGAGAGUUCUUCAAAAUGUGGCUUAUGUUUGUGUUAUGUUCAAAUUUUUGGAAAAUCAAACCUCCCACACAGCGUUUUUGUAUUCAGUGUGGCUUUCCUCACUCUCUCUUUAUAAACCGCAAUAUCCGUCACUGGUGUUUCUUAUCAGACGCUAUAAAUUCACAACAUAGCCUGGAUGGCAUGCUGCUGGGGCUGCGGCACUUUUCAUUACAUCUGAGUUUCAACCAAUAUCCUGUCUCCGUCACUCAUUUGGUCCAUACUGGUUAAUUACAGUAUAGGCCUUUUUGAAAUACGCCGUAGGAAUGCAGUUAUAUUCUUUUAAACAUCCAGUUGUUGCUCUAGACAGCUCUCAAUAGUAGCCAUAGCGAUCAUGCAUCUAUUUUUUUUUUUUUUUUUAUAGUUCAGCACUUGACAAUUCAAGUUCAACCUUUUUAUUUUAACAUUUAAAAUGUUUUGUUUUAUUUAUGUCUUGACCUCUGUUUUGAAUUUUAGUGUCUUCGCAAACAAAUUAAUUUGGUUGCCAUCCGGAGCAUUAAAUGCACUGUUUAUAAUAAACUGUUGAAUGACCUUUUGUAAAGGGCCACACUCAGUGUUUUGCAUGCUGUAGUCCAUUUACUAUAAAUUACUUCUACUGAAUAUUUUCAGCACGAUGUAGUGAUUUAAUUGUGUUUUUCCCCUCCACCCUGGCUUCUUAACAUCGUGGUAUGAAAGUCAACUUGCAGAGACUUGAGUUCAGUGAUCCUUCAAAGUGAACAUCAUGUCCACUGUUAUUUGUGUCUCCUGCCGUUUUGUUGCAUGGUAAUGCAGUGCAGACCUGUCAAACCUGCAAACAUAAUGUAACUUUGGCUACCUAACUUGUUUCAAGUCUCAGCUAUUAGAUUUUGUAUUCAGUGUGAACACAAAAACAAUCAACUGGGGUCUGGAAAGUCAUGUUCAAAUAUCUGAAACAGCCUAAAGAGCAGGGAUGUUAUUUGUAGUAAAUGAACCACAGCAUGAACAAAAAAACAAAAACAAUGAAAUGGUCCCUUUUGUAAGUUUUUGUUUCAAACUGUUUUUCCAACUAUUUGGUUGUUGUUAAUAUACCUUUACCUUGUGAUGAGAUCCUAGUAUUUCAUCUAUCUGCUCUGUCUCUUCUGAUAUUUUUUGUCAAUAAAAGUAAAAGCACAAA
Sebastes umbrosus (honeycomb rockfish) is the source of this 3398-nucleotide messenger RNA. Its product is annotated as bromodomain-containing protein 3-like. The transcript is spliced from 11 exons. Bases 444 to 2189 code for a protein of 581 amino acids. Gene Ontology annotation, biological process: regulation of DNA-templated transcription; chromatin remodeling. Gene Ontology annotation, cellular component: nucleus; chromatin. Lineage: Eukaryota; Metazoa; Chordata; Actinopteri; Perciformes; Sebastidae. The record is from RefSeq and is a predicted model, not a curated record.